CCACCAUGGCUUCAUUCCCGUUCUCGAAUUCACGCCGUAUUGCCAAACGCCGAGCAUCGUGCAUUUUUCAGCUGAGCGAGGCUGACAUCCAGUUGCUUUCCUUUCUGCUCCGUUCCGUCUUCAAGACGCCUCGCUCGUCCAGCGACGCUUGGGGGAAAAGAAGCGGCCACCGUGAUGGCAGUCCGCCGGCGUCGCGCAGUCAAUCCGCGACAAGAAGUGCAGCCCUGCUUUACAGCCGACCGUCACAGGAGAGGUUCCUUCCGUAACUGCUGCGAUGCAACCCUACUCGUAGUCCUUGCCGUUGCAAGGAGGAGGCUCUUCCGCCUUGUCCCUGCGAUGCCGCGUCACGGUUUUUUCGCGCCUGAGAGGCUGCAGGGAGAGCCUGAUGAGGUGCAUCGUAUCGUUCUUUAGGUUGCGGUGCGGUGCGAGAUGGCCAUCACCGCUCGGAUAGAGGCUCUGACCUGACCUGACCUGACCUGACCUGACCUGACCUGACCUGCCUCUCAAACAUUCGAAGGGCCCGUACUAUGUUUAAACAUGUUUAGCGACGUUGUAUUUGCAAUGUUGCUAAACAUGUUUGAACAUAGUAUACGGAACAAACACUUUUGGGAUGUGACAUUCGCUGAUCUGCUUCGUAGGCAACCUUACUGUGCCGUUCUUUACGUUGCGGUGCGGGCCGAGAUGACCAUCGCGGCACGAAUAAGAGAUUCCCCUUUGUUGACAGCACGAGAUCACAGCAGGAAGCGGCGCUCACCACCGUAGCACAGUAGCUAGCCUGAAGCUCAGGACGAGCCGGUGUUUGUACCCAGAGCGCCUCAAAAGAAGCGGCGCUCACCAGCGCAGUAGCAAGCCUCAGGCUCAGGACAGGCCGGUGGUGUACCCGGAGUUUCCGACUCGGAGUCCCGCGCUGCCGUUUCGCGUGGCCUUCUUCCCUGCCGACGUAUUUAAUCUCUGGAGCACCGCGUUCUCCUCCUGCGCUUCAACUACUGGCCAUCGUCCAAUCGAGCAUGGCUCGAUCGGUCGCCGUCCUCGUCCUAAUCAGCAGCUUGCUCCUCCUCACACCCGGCUGGCUUCAGCAAGCCGAGGCCGCUACCUACACUGUCCCUUGGGAUCUGAUCAGGACGCGAGUGGUGCAGCCCCCCAAUAAGAUAACUAAAGGGGAUAAACUGGUGUUCAAGUGGACGGACUUGGCAUGGCAUGAUCUGUGGAUGGUGGACGAUGAGAAGGCGUUCAACGACUGCGACUUCCAGCGGGCAAAGCGUCUCCGAGAUCUUGUUGUUGGCGGGCAGUACAAGUACAAGGUCACUGCCAUUUGGGAGAACUUUCCGCUUUAUUUCGCCUCUACUACAAAGUGAAGUUGGCAAUCGUGGUUAAAAAUCUUGGAUGAUCUUUGAUUCAUAUGGCAGUAGUACUGUACCUCCAUUGGUCCACAGUAUCAUGUAGAUCAUCUUCCAACUAGAAGCUGUAGGUACACCUUUCACCCUGUUCCAACCAGUCCUUCACUGUCUUGUCGAAAGACUGGAUACUGAAGAUUGUCAGGUAGUGUCAACUCCUACAUAUAUUUGUGUGUAGAAGUUAUAGGCUGGAUAUGUUUGUGUUCUUAGAGGGUACAAUUCCAACCCUAGAUCUCCCUUGUUCUCACUUGUUCCUAGUCAUUCUGCUAUUCGGACAUGGUCCGCCCACCCGCUUCC
Messenger RNA from Closterium sp. NIES-67, 1691 nucleotides. NCBI's taxonomy places the organism in Eukaryota, Viridiplantae, Streptophyta, Zygnematophyceae, Desmidiales, Closteriaceae. The record is from the annotation of a GenBank genome assembly.